Amyelois transitella is the source of this 1131-nucleotide messenger RNA. RefSeq lists its product as uncharacterized. The transcript has 2 exons. The record is from RefSeq and is a predicted model, not a curated record. Lineage: Eukaryota; Metazoa; Arthropoda; Insecta; Lepidoptera; Pyralidae. The coding region runs from base 1 to 1131 and encodes 376 amino acids.
AUGGGAAAGAGAAAACACAAGGAUUGCCACUCAAGGAAAAGGCGAGAGAAGCGUCGACGGUAUUCGGAUUCGUCGACAUCGUCAACCGAAGAUGAGCGUGGUCAAAACCAUCAUAAUUCAUAUCACUACGAAAACCCGCCACGAUACUAUUCUGAACGGGAACCACCACGGUCCCCUAAUAUAGAUUAUGAGUACCCUAAUGUAGACGACUCCGACGCUUCAUCUGGGGUAGCUCAUGAGCCCGUCGUGGACACUGUGCCCACAACCAGCAACGAGCUGUCAAUGCACGUCUCUGGAGAGCCUCAACCAGGCCCCAGUUCUACCUUGGUCAGUACAACUCCUGGCGGAAAUACAGACACUGGUCCGCUACCAACGGAAAUUUUAGAAGCGCUCGGAGAUCCCAAAAGCAAAGAGGAAGUAUUUGGACCAAAAAUCCCAAAAGAUAUUUCUAUACGUUGGGGACGGAUCUUGGUAGACGGCCUCACCAAAGACCAAAAACAAAGUAUCCUAGAGAAGUCGUUAAUACCUGAUAACUUUCGAUUAGCAAAGGCACCGAUAUUAAAUCCGGAACUAACUCCCGUGCUAAAUGAACAAGCUCGCAAUCGGGACAAAGCCUUAGAAAAAUCGCAAAAACAACUAGGUGUCGGUAUAUCUCGUCUAACAAACCUCGCAUCCAGUAUCAUCGAAGGAAAUAGUGAUAAAAUAGAAUUAUUACGACAAGUUUCGGAAGCAAGUCAAAUAUUUUUAGACUUGCACUACGAAGAUACUAAGAGAAGAAGAAAAUUAGUGGCGUCGUCGCUCGACAAAAAAUUUCUUAACAUGAUUACUGACGUUAAAAGGGACACGUUUCUGUUCGGAACCAACUUGGGUGAAAAAAUAAAAGCUUCAAAAACAGCGGAAAGAUCUGGGCUGCAAAUCAAGCGCAAUGAUGCUCCCACAACAUCCUAUAAGAGGUACAAUAACCAGGGAAAUGCGAGGGGCCCACCCCGCUCGAUGAUUCAACGCGCAUACAGGCAGGGUGGGCAGAAGAACCGUUACCAGACAUCGAACCGGCGAGCCCUGCCGCCAGCCCGCGAUCGGCAACCGCGAGCUCCGGCCAAACCAACCGACAAGAACUCCAAGGCUCAGUAG